AUGAAUUCAACUUCCUGUGAGCUCCUCGGGGAGGACUACAUUCUGCGUCAAAGAAAAGAUACCCAGCUCCCUCCUAUCCGGAAGCGUAUCAUCAUCUGCUGUGAUGGUACAUGGCAAUCGGCGGUCUCUGGGAAGAGAAACGUCCCUUCAAAUGUCACCAGACUUUGUCGCUCGCUAAAUAGCAUUGGUACUGACGAUAAUGGCGACAAAUGGCAACAGAUUGUGUGGUAUGACUCGGGAGUUGGCACUACUGCACUUCCCCUGGGAGACGCCAUCGAAGGUGCUAUCGGUAAAGGUCUGGAAGGAAAUGUCAUCGAGGCAUAUAACUUCUGUGUCCUGAAUUAUAACCCUGGCGAUAAAAUCAUGUGUUUCGGCUUCUCCCGCGGUGCUUAUACCGCCCGGACAAUCGCUGGCUUGAUUUCAGAUAUUGGAAUUUGCCACAAGCGUGACUUGAAUAAGUUUCCCGACCUUUGGGCUGUUUACAAAAACAUCAAGCCUGGAAAGCGGUUCCAUCGCAGUGAGGAGUGGUUUGAUUGGAGGUGGGGGAAGGCGGACGAACACCAAGGGGCGAAAGGAGAGUUUGUUUACCAAAAGCCCCCGCAAGGUGAUUGGGCCCAGGAUGGUUCCAGGGAGGUAGAGGUAGUCGGCGUGUACGACACUGUUGGAUCACUGGGGAUGCCAGAAGUCCUGGGUAUUAAACUUCCCACGAAUGAUGGCUGGCAUAAUGUUGGACUUUCACCUAAUAUCAAGAAUGCUUUCCAGGCAUUGGCACUGGAUGAACAUCGCAAUGCCUUUUCUCCAGCAAUUUGGUAUUUAUCUAACAAGACUGCCACGCCGGAGGAAGUUGAAGCCAGAAAAGAAGAGGAAAACCAAGCGGAAAAGAAGUACUGGAGACUUUUGAAACAAGCCAAAGACCUCAAGGCCUGUGGAAAGGCCACUGAUAAGGAUGUGAACGACGCUGCGCACGAAGUUAAUGAAGCAGCCAGGGCCUGGAAUAAGGCCUCUCGCAGGCGAGUGAAGUUCCAAAACCGACUUGAGCUACACCCGACCCUUAAGCAGGUUUGGUUCCCUGGAUACCACAUCAAUGUUGGUGGGGGCUCCAGUGGAACUCUGAACAACAAAGGGGACAUGGAAGAAAUGUCCAAUAUCGUCUUCUCUUGGAUGUUGGACCAGAUUGACGAAUUUCUUUCCGUGGAUGAGAGCUUCAUCAUCAAUGAGCAGAACGAUCGAGAGCUUAAAUUCGUCCAAUUGAACCAAGUAUUGGAAAAUUACAACGCCAGAAUAACGAAACAAAAGACAGAGUCCUGGGGAAAUUGGGCAUGGCGCCAGGCCAAGUCAACAGUUUCUGCUAUCGCGCACCCUCUCACUCCAGCCAACGAACCUUCCUUCAAGGAACCUCGUGUUUACGGCUGGGGAUUGGGGGAUAUGGAAGACAGCUUCACUCCCAUGUACUGGGCAAAUGGCAGCAAGAAGCGUACGCCGGGCGCAUAUGAUAUCGCAGCGGAUGGGAAGCCUUUGGGAGACACAUUCGAGUUCAUUCACCCGGUUGUCAACUUCCGAGUCGAACAAUUCGAAAAGAUGAACCGGAAGAACAGCAAUCACCCCAUCUACAAACCAAUCGACUCAGUUCCGAAUAUGAGAUAUUCUCGUCGAAAAAUAGUCGACGCUCAAGGGAAUUCAUUCUUCGAAUAUGACAUCGGUUCCUCCAAGCGACCCCUUCCUGAGUGGAAAUUGGGUGGCCUCGAUUCCUAUGAGCGGCUUGCCAUAGCGGGGAAUGAAGCAUUUGAGUAUGUUGAUGAGCUAGAUGAUCAGCUGAAAACAGGUGUACGGACCGUUCGUCGACCUCCUGGACCUCGUGCGGAGAAGGAGCCAAUUGAGCAGCAAUUGGGCGAGAGCUUCACCGACGGGGGGCUUAAGCCGAUGAUUGAGACUAAGCCCUGGGGGAAGACCACGGUUACUCCAAUCCACGACUCUGGAGCCAACUAUCAUGACACAAGCUUUGAUUGUAAUCUUCAGCAGGGGUUUUCCCAGUCGCACACCAUCGAGUCCAAAACCUUUGUGACGAAAGUGUCCGAUGUGACGAUCUCCAGUCGAGAGGUUUUUUAG
Molecule: messenger RNA, 2106 nt
Organism: Penicillium manginii
Lineage: Eukaryota; Fungi; Ascomycota; Eurotiomycetes; Eurotiales; Aspergillaceae
Product: T6SS phospholipase effector Tle1-like catalytic domain-containing protein
Exons: 2
Coding region: 1-2106 (701 amino acids)
Source: RefSeq, a predicted model, not a curated record